Messenger RNA from Ogataea polymorpha, 741 nucleotides. RefSeq lists its product as uncharacterized. The transcript has a single exon. The coding region runs from base 104 to 709 and encodes 201 amino acids. Gene Ontology annotation, biological process: folate import into mitochondrion; nucleotide transport. Gene Ontology annotation, cellular component: mitochondrion. Gene Ontology annotation, molecular function: folic acid transmembrane transporter activity; FAD transmembrane transporter activity. Lineage: Eukaryota; Fungi; Ascomycota; Pichiomycetes; Pichiales; Pichiaceae. The record is from RefSeq and is a predicted model, not a curated record.
GUCGCAGCUAGUCCGGAACCUCUAUCGCGGAGUCGGACCGAAUGUGCUAGGGAGCACCACCGCCUGGGGUCUGUAUUUUAGCUUCUACAGAGAGUACAAAAAUAUGGUUUUCAGCAUGUACGUUGGCGGCUCUGGCGAUGCAGAUCGGUCGCUGAGCUCGUCGCAGUACUUGCUGUGCGCCUUUGCUGCCGGAUGGACCACAUCUUUCUUCACGAACCCGAUCUGGGUGAUCAAAACGAGAAUGAUCUCCACGUCGCGCACGACACCGGGGGCCUAUAUCUCGAUUGUGGACGGGUUCAGGCAGAUUUACCGUCACGAGGGCAUAUUUGGGUUUUAUAGAGGGUUGUCACCGGCUCUGUUGAGCGUCUCGCAGGGUGCUCUGCAGUUUUCGAUCUACGACACGGUGAAAAACCAUAUUUUAACGACGUCGUCGCACAUGAGCGCUGCGCAGUACCUGUGUGCGAGCGCGGUGUCGAAAAUGGUAUCCACAAUAGUUUUUUACCCGCUGCAGGUGAUACGAUCGCGACUCCAGAUCAACAGAGGUCGAUACGGUUUGGUCUCUGCUGCCACCGAGGUGUUUGAGCGCGAGGGCUUCUUUGGCUUUUAUAAAGGACUGUUCGCAAAUCUGAUACGCGUGGUGCCGGCCACAUGCGUCACUUUUGCCGUCUACGAGAACAUGAAAUGGGCUCUCCGUGACAUUUAUAUAUGAUGGCCACGUCGUGUGCCUCUGCUAAAAUUAUC